ACCGUCCUUCCACGGCCCCACAAACCCCCAAAAUUUCAAAACCCCGCACCCGAUAGCGGCUUCUCCAUCCCUCCCCGAUUCGAUCCAUCCUGACGCUGCCGACGCGCGCCGAGCCCUAGAACCCAGCCAUGCGACGGGACGAUGCCGGCGGCGGCACCGGGUUCCACGAGCUGUUCGACUCCGUGCGCCGGUCCAUCUCCUUCCGCACCGCCGCCGCGGCGGAACCUCCCGCGGGCGCCUUCGGCGCGGGGGCCGGCGGCGGGAUCGGCGUGCGGAUCAGCUCCUGCCUCCGGAAGUCGCGGGGGAUGGGGCUGCUUGGGAUCAUCUCCAAGAGCCCCUCGCCACCGCGCCGCCUGCUGCCGCCGACACCGGACGAGUCGAGCGGCAGCGGAGGAGGAGAGGAGAACCCGCCGAUUCGGUGGCGGAAGGGGGAGCUAAUCGGGUGCGGCGCGUUCGGGCAGGUUUACCUCGGGAUGAACCUGGACUCCGGCGAGCUCCUCGCCGUCAAGCAGGUUUUGAUCGGGAGUAGCAACGCGACGAGGGAGAAGGCCCAAGCACAUAUUAAAGAGCUCGAAGAAGAAGUGAAGCUGCUCAAGAACUUGUCGCACCUCAACAUUGUUAGGUAUCUUGGGACUGUUCGAGAGGAAGACACACUAAAUAUUUUGCUGGAAUUUGUCCCUGGAGGGUCCAUACAGUCACUUUUGGGAAAGCUCGGCUCAUUCCCAGAGCCAGUCAUUAGGAAAUACACUAAGCAAAUUCUGCAAGGAUUGGAAUAUCUGCAUAGCAAUGCAAUAAUACAUAGAGACAUAAAGGGUGCAAACAUUCUUGUCGAUAACAAAGGAUGCAUCAAACUUGCCGAUUUUGGGGCAUCUAAGCAAGUGGCAAAAUUGGCUACUGUGACAGCCGCUAAAACGAUGAAAGGAACACCAUAUUGGAUGGCACCUGAAGUCAUUGUUGGGAGUGGGCAUAGCUUCUCUGCGGAUAUAUGGAGUGUCGGCUGCACAGUCAUUGAAAUGGCAACCGGUAAACCACCAUGGAGUCAGCAGUAUCAAGAGGUUGCUCUUCUAUUUCAUGUUGGAACCACAAAGUCACACCCACCUAUACCUGAACAUCUCUCGCCAGAGGCCAAAGAUUUUCUGCUGAAAUGCCUGCAGAAGGAGCCAGAGCUGAGGUCUACUGCAUCAGGUUUAUUAAAGCACCCAUUUGUUACAGGAGAAUUGUACAACCUGCAGCCACUCAAUCGCGCUGCACACAAGGAAACUUCUGUUAAUGAGAUUCCUGCAAAUGAUGUGCCAAAUGGCUUGGGUUUGAAUCAUUCUUCGAACCGGUCGACCAUUAACUCCAACAGAUCGUCAAAAAUCAAGCCCUUAUGGGAGGGUAGCUGUGAUGAUGACAUGUGUGAGUUUACUGACAAGGAUGACUACCCAGCAGUUGGAUCUAGCUAUAAUCCUAUGUCCGAACCAUUUGAUAACUGGGAAAGCAAGUUUGACAUGAGCACAGAGCAAAGUUCUCACAAAUCAACGGAAUUUGGUGGAUUAGCGAAUCAUGCUGAAAGCUGCAUAACUGAAAAUGACUAUACUUUCCCUUGCGAGGGAAGUUGUGAAGAUGGCGAUGUACUUACAGAGUCAAAAAUAAAGGCAUUUCUUGACGAGAAGGCCCUUGACCUGAAAAAGCUACAGACACCUUUAUAUGAGGAGUUCUACAACACAGUGAAUGCAGGGUGUUCUCAGGGAGCUGAUAAAAUUUCCAAGGGAAAAUUCACAAAUAGUCCAAAAUUGCCCCCUCGAGGAAAGUCACCUCCAAGUAAGAUGAGAGGAGGUGCAUCGCCAACAUGUGAUAAUUUGAAUAAUACAAGUCCCGAAAGCUGCAGCAAGCAAUUCCCAAGAAGCAGUGUGAAGAGCAGCCGAAUUUUGAGGGAAAUAGCUUCUCCUCAACUCAAUGAAUUUGGGGAUAAAAUACAUCUUGAUGUCCCAGAUAGCCCAAGCAGCAGCUUCGCCGAGAGGCAGAAGAAGUGGAAAGAAGAGUUGGACCAGGAGCUUGAGAGGGAAAGAGUGAUGAGAUUAGCUGGCUGUGGUAAAACACCAUCUCCAAAUAGAGGCCCCAAUGCGAAACGAGAGCGGCAUCCUGCCAAUUGAACAGACAACAGGACUCCUUGUUUCUUUAUUUCAUCCCACAGAACAACCUAUGGUAACUAUAUAAUGUCAGGGAUUGGUGGAAGUGACAGUAUAGUCUGCACUGCCUUAUCAAUGGCAGUAUGCGGUGAGCUAUGGCUGCAGAAUCAUCUUGGUACAAGUAGAUCUACUUUGAAGUGGAUUGGUACAGACUACAGACGCUGUCAUCACGACUCAUGAUCAGGAUUAUUGUUGCCACUGCCUGGAGAACGUUGUGCUGACAAUUUUCUGAUUUGAAGGCUGCAUUUUCCAUUCUGUUCAGUGCCAAGCGCUUUGGCGCUUGAUUUAUAUCGAGAAUAUGUUGUACAAAUUUUGGGUUUGUAAGCAAUAUGAGUUUGGUGGUCUUGGUUUUGUAUGGUGCUUGUUUUUGAAAGCGUGUAAUAAGCCAAGGAAUGCAAAUUAUGGAAAAUUCUGUUUGCCGAGUGAAUCUGAGCUUUUCAGGCA
Molecule: messenger RNA, 2615 nt
Organism: Phragmites australis (common reed)
Lineage: Eukaryota; Viridiplantae; Streptophyta; Magnoliopsida; Poales; Poaceae
Product: mitogen-activated protein kinase kinase kinase NPK1-like
Exons: 17
Coding region: 129-2135 (668 amino acids)
Biological process (GO): protein phosphorylation
Molecular function (GO): ATP binding; protein kinase activity
Source: RefSeq, a predicted model, not a curated record